AUGGAUUCAUAUAAUGAAACUAAGUACAAGGAAUUAAAGAAGAAGUAUGCCAUUCUCAUGAAGCAAUAUCAAAUGAUUCAAUAAGAAUAUGAAAAAGUUAAUGGUGAAUUAGCAGAAUCGAACCAAGAGAAAAGGAUUCUCCAGAAUCGAAUAAAUGAAAUAUUAGGAAAACAAAGUGAGGACAAUUGA
Messenger RNA from Paramecium tetraurelia, 189 nucleotides. RefSeq lists its product as uncharacterized. The transcript has 2 exons. NCBI's taxonomy places the organism in Eukaryota, Ciliophora, Oligohymenophorea, Peniculida, Parameciidae. The record is from RefSeq and is a predicted model, not a curated record.